Messenger RNA from Bufo bufo (common toad), 506 nucleotides. It is a transcript of the gene RPL30, whose product is annotated as ribosomal protein L30. The transcript is spliced from 5 exons. Gene Ontology annotation, molecular function: structural constituent of ribosome; RNA binding. Lineage: Eukaryota; Metazoa; Chordata; Amphibia; Anura; Bufonidae. Bases 112 to 462 code for a protein of 116 amino acids. The record is from RefSeq and is a predicted model, not a curated record. Gene Ontology annotation, cellular component: cytosolic large ribosomal subunit.
UACACGGGCGGUCCCUUCAGCAAAAGCGUUGCAUUGUGGGAGCUCCUUCCUUUCUCGGUCCCCGGCCAUCUUGGAGCUAGACCUCUGGUCCGGGAUCCCCGCGCAGCAAUCAUGGUGGCCGCCAAGAAGACGAAAAAGUCCCUGGAGUCUAUUAACUCAAGACUUCAGCUUGUGAUGAAAAGCGGCAAGUAUGUCCUUGGGUACAAGCAGACUCUGAAGAGGAUCCGGGAGGGCAAGGCCAAACUUGUCAUUCUUGCCAACAACUGCCCGGCUCUGAGAAAAUCAGAGAUUGAAUACUAUGCCAUGUUGGCCAAGACCGGAGUCCACCACUACAGUGGCAACAACAUUGAGCUUGGCACAGCCUGCGGUAAAUACUACCGAGUGUGCACACUGGCUAUCAUUGAUCCAGGUGACUCUGAUAUCAUUAGAAGCAUGCCUGAACAGCAACCCAGUGAGAAGUAAAUUUGUACACCAAACUGUUAAUAAAUGACUGGUUUCCCAGGAAA